Molecule: messenger RNA, 621 nt
Organism: Striga asiatica
Lineage: Eukaryota; Viridiplantae; Streptophyta; Magnoliopsida; Lamiales; Orobanchaceae
Source: the annotation of a GenBank genome assembly
AUGAACUUCUCGUUCAAAAAUUGCUCCGCAAACACAGGCCACGUCAGCAUCGGCACCCCCGCCGCCAAACCCUCGAGGGUCGAGUUCCACCCGCAGUGCGUCAAAAAACCCCCAACCGACGGGUGGUCGAGUAUCAAUACUUGCGGGGCCCACUCGCGGAUCAAAAACCCCCUCCCCUUACCCUCUCCUCGAACUUCUCGUCCUCGAGCCACGUUUCGAACUCGUCCGGUGCGUUCCUCACGACCCACACAAACGGCCGACCCGAACCCUCCAACCCUAAACCGAGCUCGACGAGCUGACGGCCAGGCGAGACAGACUCCCGAGGCAGACGUAAACGAUCGAGCUCAGUUCUCGGGAACCGAGCCACUGCAGGCACUCAUGCUCGUCGACCGAGGCUCGUUUUCCUCGUUGGGCCUUAUCCAACUCGUCCUCGUUGCACAACGAGACGGGCCCAAUGCACCAAACCUUUUUCCCUUUAACUUGCACCGCCUCAGGUACUCCGGUUCGAGCUCUUCGAAUGAGUUGGCGAUUGUUCCGAGAGAUUCGGAUUCCGAAUCAAACAUCUUCCUGCGAAAUUCGGCCCAUUCGGGCGGCAUUUCGCCAGCCGUGCCCCUAAUCUGA